Molecule: messenger RNA, 1812 nt
Organism: Culex pipiens pallens (northern house mosquito)
Lineage: Eukaryota; Metazoa; Arthropoda; Insecta; Diptera; Culicidae
Exons: 3
Coding region: 385-1338 (317 amino acids)
Source: RefSeq, a predicted model, not a curated record
UUGUUAUCAGUUUUCGGAUUUGUUUUUUGUUCGUGAGCUUUUCUUGGUUGCCUGGGGUGGGGGAGUCUUGGAGCUCGCCAAGUGUGAAAUGGAUAAAACUCGUUGUAAUUUCUAAAAAUCUAUCAUUUUAUUGCUUCUUAGUGUUUAGUGAUAACGUACCGAUAAGAGUGUGGAGCAGCUACAAAUGAGAUAAGGAACAGAGAGAGAGAGAGAGUGUGAGUGUGUCUUCCUUUGCCGUGCUGAACAGUUCUCCGUAGACUGUUCUAGAGGACUUGGAGUGGUCGGUAGUGAUUUGGUCCUUGGGCAACCCCAGUGCGACAGCAGCGAGUGUGGUGUGUCCUUGUGAGUGAGAGGAAGACGACGAAGCACCAAGAAGCAGCCAAAAUGUAUUUCAAGAAAGUGGUGUCGAUCCUGGUCAUCUGCGUGGUGGCCGGAAGUGCCCUCGCCGAGGAGAGCAAGCCGGAGGUCGCGCCGGAGAACGUCCUGAACGAGCUGAGCUGGUCCUGCGCCAACAACGCGUCCUGCGUGACCCGGCUGGCCCGUAAGGUCGUGCAGAAGCUGGCCACCCGCAAACCGGUCGACUUUGGAGCGUUCGCCAUCGAACCCGUGGAGCGAAUCCCGCUGACCGUCGAGGGACGCUCGUCCCGCGCCCUGGACUUCCUCAGCGGCAACGCCGUCAAGUUCCCGAUCGGACCGAUGGUCUUCAACAUCGAACGCUCCGCCGACUAUCCGAACUUCAUCGAGGUGUCGCUGCUCAGAAAGGCCGAUGGAGCCCCGGGAGCCCGAGGCAAGACCCGUAAGCACAUGCGCUUCUUCGUGCCCGCAUUCCUGGUCUUCAGCCAGAUCGGCUGGUACGCGCUCGCCAUCGCCGGAGUCAAGUUGCUAGCGAUUAAGGCCUUCUUGGUCGCCAAAAUUGCCCUUAUUGUCGUAGCAAUGAUGACCUUCAAGAAACUCAUGGAACCAGUUGCCGUUUUGCCGUCGCCGUACUUCGACCAUCAGGAGCCGUUCCUGAUGCCAUACAGCAUGGACUUCCACCACGGAUUCCCCGGCGCCGGCCACGACAUGUACCCGAUCGGACACCUCGGCCACCACGACGGACCGUCCGCCCUGCACGCCGCCGAAGGAGGCCUCGGCGCGGCCAGCAACGUGAACGCCGUCGUCGACACGAACCAGGCCGCGGACAAGUCGGCCACGGUCGGUGGAUCCAGCAGCGGCACCAGCAGCGUGUCCGGUGGUGCCUCGGCAGCUGCGUCCUCGAACGACCGUCACCACUUCCCGGGCGGCAAAAUCAAGCGGCAGGACUUUUACCCGGUGCCCCAAACCGGCAAGUACUACUGAGCCCCGUCGCUCCGUAAGCUCACUGACAGAACCCAACACCCAAACAACACCUGCCCCCUGUGACUGAAACCGUGAAAACGACACCCGCAAGGCUGUGUCCCGUUAUUGUGCGACACGCCCGGCUCUACCUCCAAGUCCAAGAGAACAACCCCCCAAACUCCCUAAAAGAAAAAAGCCCCCGUCCCCCAUAAAAAAAGAACAAGAAAAAGUCCCAAUGAUCACGAUGAGGUCUUCCUUCGCUGGAGAGAAGCUGAUAGAACUGUUUAGUAUACAUUAGUCAUAGUAUUUAUCGAAGAAAAACGGCUUCCUGGUCACCGCCACGGAACGCCAGGUGGCCUCGGAAGCCUUUCCGUCUGUUGUAAUAUUGAUUUUCCCUUGAAAGCUGAACCUUCUUCCCUGCUGUGCCUUCUGUACAAUGCCUGUUAUAAACUAAUAUUUAUUUAUUUAUUGAAAGAACUGGGAAAUUGAAAAAAA